Rhododendron vialii is the source of this 1112-nucleotide messenger RNA. RefSeq lists its product as uncharacterized. Lineage: Eukaryota; Viridiplantae; Streptophyta; Magnoliopsida; Ericales; Ericaceae. Bases 124 to 966 code for a protein of 280 amino acids. The transcript is spliced from 2 exons. The record is from RefSeq and is a predicted model, not a curated record.
GGUUCUUUUUUCUAAUAUAUAUGGGCAUCUCCUUUGGUUCCUACUUUUACUCUUCAGAGGGUUUGCUUCCAUAAACCAACUUCUUCACCACCCCCAGUCCCCACAACGUAGAGAGAGAGAGAGAUGAUGAUGAUGAACGUCGUGGUGGCUCUGUUUCUAGUUCUGAGCUCACUCGUAGUAACAGCAGAGCCAGAGGCAAGGUGGACAGAGCAUAGUAGGCGCCAUAGCAGAGCAAACCCACCACCACCCGAAGACGCCAUGGGAGAGAAUUCGGCAGACAAGGUCAAGCAGGUCUUGGAGAGAACCAGAGACGUCAGAGAACACGCCAAGGAGGCCGUUUCCAAGGCUUUCGGCAAAGCGAAAGAUUUCGUCCCGCGUACUGGAACCGGCGAGGUUUCGAACAAGGCGAAAGAUGCCGUAAGGGCCGCGUGCCGGAGCUCCUAUGACUUCGGCCAGACUGCGGCCGCCGUUGGCAGCGCUGUUGCGGAGAAAGUCGGAACGACUAUGAACCAGUACGUGCCCGACGAGCGAGGCCGAGCAAAGAUCGGCCAGUUCGCGACUAGCUUCGUCAGAAACGCUGCCGUCUAUGGCUUACCCGAGGUCCUCAGAUAUUGGGUCCCUGGUGGAGUUCCUGUUUACUACAUUGCUUCACGAUCCCUUCGCGAUGUGAAAACCGAGGAUUAUGAAGAAGCGAAGACGAAAACCGAGCAUUAUAAAGAAGAAUUGAACAGAUUGCGAGCAGAGGUCGACAAACUAGAGAGAAAAUUGAGCGGUGGUCAGAAUAUCCGAGACGAUGUUAAAUUCGAGAGAGAAUCCAGUGUCGGUGAGAAUAACCAGGCCGAUGCUAAAUUCGAAUCUGGAGCUGCGUCAUGCUUGAAUUCAAAUGCGCACCUGAAGGCAGACGAUACAAUCAGAACGUGUAUGAUGAAGGAAUUUAGCGGAAUGUGUUAUGACGAAGGAAUUUAGUGGAAGAUAAUAUGUUUGACGAUCCGGUGGCCGGUCCCGGGGGUUAAGAAAUCAAGAAAAGAACUGUCAACAUCGGUAUGGAAGUAUCAUAUUCGACUUGGAUUAUUAGUACGAACUCUCUGUUACAUAUCAAGAUCCUCCUCUUA